Salvelinus fontinalis (brook trout) is the source of this 2665-nucleotide messenger RNA. RefSeq names its product fucosyltransferase 11 (alpha (1,3) fucosyltransferase) (gene pofut4). Bases 421 to 2007 code for a protein of 528 amino acids. The transcript has 6 exons. The record is from RefSeq and is a predicted model, not a curated record. Gene Ontology annotation, cellular component: Golgi membrane. NCBI's taxonomy places the organism in Eukaryota, Metazoa, Chordata, Actinopteri, Salmoniformes, Salmonidae. Gene Ontology annotation, molecular function: alpha-(1->3)-fucosyltransferase activity.
AGGAAGAGCCCAGAUUAUUUCCCUUUAUUUGCUGCCUCCCCCUUUUUUUCUCCCCACCCAAGUACACAUUUCCAGAAGAAAUUCCUGAGUUCAGAGAGAGAGAGAAAAAGAGAGAAGAACGCGUCUACAUUCAUGUGUUUAUUCUAAUGAUAACGGUAAGAAUACGUGCGGUGUAUUAUGACCCUUGUAAUAUGUCUGAUUGUGUCCCACAAAGUGGUUGUUUCAGCCAGAGAGAUGGCUUUGAUCCGUACUUUGACGUAGCUGGGUGGCUAGCUACAGUAGAUCAGUAUAUUUAGUGGCUGUAUACACUGAAAUAUCACCGUUUAGCUAUCAUGUAAGUGAACCAUGUAUGGACAGACCAGAGCCAUCUAUUGCAUGCCAGCAUGAAGCAUAUCUAUUGGCCAAUAACAUCCAUAGACUAUGGCUCUAUACUUGACUAGUGUGCAGUUUACAAGCAGACAGAAUCCAAAUAAAAGCACGAUGUCAGAUCUAUAUAAUGGUUCUCAGAUGUCUGUGGAGGGGAGGCUGGGGGCCAGGCUGGUGCCCUGCUGUGUGUGGCUGGGGCUGCUGUGUCUCCUGUCCACCCUGCCCUGUUCCUGGUCCCAGGACCCCCUUAACGUUGGGGACCCCGUGGAUGCAGAUCAGGGGGCCUUCCAACCACAGAGUGCACUGUCUGACAUGGAGUUCUCUUCCAUUGCCUCCUACCGCGGCCCCGGCAACAAUGACUCACGUGGCAACAAGGACCUGCCCAUCCUGUUGUGGUGGAGUGGAGGACUCUUCCCUCAUUUCCCCGGAGACACAGAACGCAUCGACUGUCACACCUCCUCUUGUCUGGUCACACGCAAUAGGAAGGUUCAACUGUACCGACGUACCUCCUCCAUCAUCUUCUAUGGGACAGACUUCAGGGCCUACGAGGCUCCUCUUCCCAGACCCUCUCACCAGACCUGGGCCUUAUUCCACGAGGAGUCCCCCAUGAACAACUACGUGCUGUCCCACAGCCCAGGCAUCAGGCUGUUUAACUACACCGCCACCUUCAGGAGAGGCUCAGACUACCCUCUGACCCUGCAGUGGCUGCCCUCCCUGGGAUACCUGCUCCAGCCUGUAGCCGUGUCUCUGGAGCAGAAGAACCACUGGAGGAGAGAGGGUCUGGCCCCCAUCAUGUACAUGCAGUCACACUGUGACGUCCCCUCUGACAGGGACAGAUACGUACAGAAACUCAUGAAGUACAUAGAGGUGGACUCGUAUGGGAAAUGUCUGAACAGUAAGCCCCUCCCUCAGUACCUGGAGGACACAAGCACGGCCACAGGGGAGGACGCCGGCUUUAUGAGCUUCACGGCACGCUACAAGUUCCACCUGGCCCUGGAGAACGGCCUGUGUCAGGACUACAUGACUGAGAAGCUAUGGCGCCCUCUCCACCAGGGCUGUGUACCAGUCUACCGCGGCUCCUCAUCAGUAGCUGACUGGAUGCCCAACGACCUCUCUGUCAUCCUUAUUGAUGACUUCCCAUCACCUCAGGACCUAGCCAAGUUCCUCAAGGCGUUGGAUGAGAACGAUGAAGAGUAUGCUAAGUAUUUACAGUUUAAGAAGCCGAGCCACGUUACCAACGUUGGCCUGUUGGAGGCACUGGAGAGCAGGGAGUGGGGUGUGAACGACAUGAGCAAACCCAACUACCUCAACGGCUUUGAGUGCUAUGUCUGUGACCAGGAGAAUACCAGACUGGCAGCUGAACGGGCUUAUAGGAAAGCCCCAGAGAAGAGCCCGCCCCCCCAGCCUAAGAUGGCCAAUAAUUCUCAUAUGGGAUGUCCUCUACCCAGCCCAGGGUUUGGAGACCGUCAGGAUCUACACAUCAAUGACAGCUGGGUCCAGAUGUGGCCGCAGGACUACUGGCAGAGCUUAGAUCAGGCUGAAGGAUUGGAGUCUCUCAUCAGACGUAACGAGUCAGACCCUGCACUGCUCUGGCAUCACAUCCAGGAGUUGGCUAUGAGGAGGGCCAGAGGACAGGCAUAACUAGUCGAACCCUACACUGCUGAAGAACCACAUACAGUAGGAGAGCCAGAGGACAGGCAUAACUAGUCGAACCCUACACUGCUGAGGAACCACAUACAGUAGGAGAGCCAGAGGACAGGCAUAACUAGUCGAACCCUACUCUGCGGAAGAACCACAUACAGUAGGAGAGCCAGAGGUAACUGAGAAAGUUCCUUAUUGCCAGUGUUUUUUGACAGAAAGAGGACAAGGAAAGAAAGCCAUCUAUUUGUCUAGAAACUUGCACCCCUUAACCAGUGGGGGCGUGGCCAAAGUGGAUCCGCAAACCAGAGAGAUGUGGACCAGCAAUAAGAAUCAAUGAACUGAUACUGAACUAUCGGGAGUGUAGACUGUAAAGGAUAGAGAAGAUGUACAAAAAUAUAUAUAUACACAGUACUGCUUUUUAAUGUUGUCCACUUGAGGUGCCUGGUAGCCUCAUCUGUGGCACAAAAGGGCCUAAUGUGUGUCCAAGUUACAGUAAUGUUUUAUCUCAAACCUGUCACCAAAUACUUGUCUUUUCAACACUCAAUAAUGUACAACAUUUUUUAUACUCUAUAUUUAUCAUGUUUAUAUAAAUCAAUUUUAUUGUUUUUCUGAGUCAAAGCGUCAAAGACAAUUUAAAAAAUAAAAAUUUGAUCGAAAA